This is a messenger RNA of Fusarium sp. VM40, 1620 nucleotides long. Lineage: Eukaryota; Fungi; Ascomycota; Sordariomycetes; Hypocreales; Nectriaceae. The record is from the annotation of a GenBank genome assembly.
AUGGCUGACGAUACUCCAUCCUAUACUAUUGCUCCCCUGGAGCACACGCCUCUCGAUAAGAUCGCAGCAAAGGUCGACCUCGUGAGGAACACCUUCAGGUCAGGCCGUACCAAGGACAUCCAGUGGCGCAUGGUCCAGAUCCGCAAGCUGUACUGGGCUAUCGUCGACAACACUGAGCUCAUGCAAGAUGCUCUCCUCAAGGACCUUCGCAAGUGCAAGUAUGAGGCCGUUUUGGCCGAGAUUGAUUGGUGCAAGCAAGAAUGUCUCGAUAUGGUCAACAACAUGGAGAAAUGGCUGCGCGAUGAGCCUGUUCCCAAUGUUCCUCUCCAGUUUCGCGCCAUGAAGCAUCGCACCCGUUUCGAACCCCUUGGCGUUGUUCUCAACAUCGGAUCCUUCAACUUUCCCUUCCAGCUCAACCUCCCCGUUGUCAUCGGCGCCAUCGCUUGCGGCAACUGCGUCGUCAUGAAGGCUUCUGAGUCGUCUCCCAACUGUGCCAUGGUGCUCAAGAAGAUAUUUGAUGAGUCCCUGGACCCUGAGUGCUUCACCUACGUCAACGGUGCUCUGAGCGAGACCCAGCUUCUGCUCGACCAGAAGUUUGACAAGAUUUGCUUCACCGGCGGAAAGGGAGUUGGCAAGAUUAUCGCCAAGAAGGCUGCUGAGACUUUGACCCCCGUGCUUCUCGAGCUUGGUGGCCUGAACCCGUCCUUCGUCACCAAGAACGCCAACCUCAAGUUGGCUGCUAGGCGACUUCUCUGGCAGAAGUCCCUGAACGCGGGCCAGGUCUGCAUGUCCCACAACUACAUCCUCGUCGAUCGAAGUGUCCUUUCUCAAUUUCUAGGAGAGCUCAACAGCCAGAUGCGCACCUUCUUUCCCAAGGGUGCCAAGAACAGCCCCGAUCUCUGCCGCAUCGUCAACGCGGGCCACUUCAACCGCCUCAAGAAGAUGCUUGACGGGACCAACGGGAAGAUUGUUCUCGGAGGCUCCAUGGACGAGUCUGCUCUAUUUAUGGAGCCAACAGCGGUGCUUGUUGAUAGUAUCGACGACAGCAUGAUGGUUCAAGAGGCGUUUGGUCCUAUUUUCGCAAUGAUGGCGGUUGACUCUCUCGACCAGGCCAUCGAUAUUGCCAACUCGGUUGACCCGACUCCUCUCUCGCUCAGCACUUUUGGCAGCAAAGCCGAGAACCAGAAGGUCUUGGACAACGUCACCUCGGGCGGCGCCACCUGCAACGAUGCCUUCUUCCACUCUCAGAUCCCACAGUCCCCUCUGGGAGGUGUAGGUCAGUCUGGCAUGGGCAACUACCACGGAAUCUACUCUAUCAGGACCUUCAGCCACCAGCGCACUAUCGCUGAAGUCCCAUACUGGGCCGACUUCCUGUUCCGUGUGCGCUACAUGCCAUAUGAGUGGCCCACCAUGAACCGUCUCAAGGCCAUCUCCGAUGCAAAGCCCAACUUUGACCGCAACGGCAACAAAAGCAAGGGAAUUGCUUAUUUCCUUGGCCUGAUCUUCGGUCUCGGAUCCAGAAAGUCAAAGGGUGCUCUUCUCAGGUGGGCACUCCUCGUGGUCGCGGCCGCCGUUUUGGAAGCCAAGAAAGGCACUCUGAGCCAACUGCUCACACGAUAA